CAACAAUUAAAUUGUUCCUUCCUUUUAAUAUUACUCAUUAAUUACUAAUUAUCUUGAAUUGAAACUGUUUAAUUGUGUGAGUUAAUCAACAUAAAGAAAAACUAACAAUCAAAACGAUUGCAAUCCCAACCUUUACAUGACAGAAAACAUAAUAAUAAUCAAAAGAGCCUAAAAGAAACACAAUCAAAUCAACUGACUCAACAAUUAACUAAUUACAAACGAGAACGUGGCAAAUAUUUGUGACUAAAUGAUUGAAUAAUCAAUCUGAUUAAUGAAAUCACCUUAACCAUUGAUGGAAACCAAAGUAACAAUUAAUAUUGAAAAUCACCUUUACACUGGAAUCAGCGAAAUGAUUACAAAACAAAUUACAAUUAAUCAUCACAAUUAAUGAUGAUUUAAGAAUGAAACAGACAUUAACCUCUAGAGAAAAAGACAGAGACAAAGACAGAUAAAAAUGGAGGAGAAACAAUUAUCAUCCUUCUCAUCAUUGGAAUCAUUUUUCUUCAUGGAAAACAAUCAAAAAUCAAACAUCCAAAUUCAAAGAAGCUUAAUCCAAACCCUCAUGAGCCCAUAUCAUCAUCAUCUAAGAUCAUCAUCAUCAUCAUCAAGCCAACAGGUAGAAGUCAAAUUGAUGAUAAAGAAGAUGAUAAAUCUUUUCUCUUUCUUUUUCUCUUACUUUUCUCUCUUCCAGGGAGUGAGAAAUUCCCUGUAAAAGAUUCAAUUUCUUACUUUUUUUCGAACUUUUCUCUCUCUCUCUCUUUCUUUCUUUCUCUCUUUCUUUUAUGUUAAUUUCAAUGAUUCUAUUCAGAUUAAGAUGAUGAUCAUGAUGAUGAAGAUGAUUAACAUGAUGAUGAUAACAAUCAAAUCAAAUUCGUGAGCUAUUGUAACAAUUUAACUCUCAACAUAUCAGUUACUUUAUAUAAAAAGCAAAUCAUUUCAAAUCAAAUCUCUCAAAAGUAAUUUAACCAAAUUAUUGUUAUCAACUGAAUCAAAUUACAUUGUAACAAUUUAACAAAUUUCUGUAUUGGUGAUUAAUUCAUUUCUUAAAUUAUCAUUAUUAUUAUUACCAAAAAGUGUAAUCAAUUAAAUCAAAUCUAAGAUAUUUAUUGAAGUAAAUCAUAUAUUUAUUAAUACGUUUCAUUCAAAUUCAAUUUAAUUGUUUCAUCUUGUGGACUAAAUUAAUUUUAAUCACUUCAGUCAUGAAAUUUACUGGUAAUCCGUAUUUGUGUUUGUUAAUUGUUGUCUUUCUUGUACAAUUAAUUAACGGGCAAUUUUUCACGAAAACAUCUAAAUCAAUUCCUCGAAUGGGUCGAAGGUCAGAAUCUGAUCCAAUUACAAAAUCUUCACUUCUUCAAGCAAUUUAUGGACAAUCAGAGGGAUCGAGUGGACAGAAUUUAAUUAAAGACGAUCAAGAAGUUAAUCAAACCAAUAAUCCAGAGUAUCGAUUAACUGGUGAACAAGAUGAAGAAAUAAUUAAAGAUGAAAAUGAUAAAGAUGAACCCGAAUAUACCAGUAUUGUAAUUAGAAAUUUAAAGAAAGUACUUCGAGCCUACGCAAGGAAACAUCGUAAUGAUGAAUUAACUAUAUGAUCAUUAAUCGUUAAUCAUUAAUCAUUACAAUUAACCACAAACAAAACACUGAGGGAGCAAAAUAAUUAACCUGAUUGUCAACAAAACAAAAUUUAAACCAUCAAAUAUGAGACUAAUGUAUUGAUACCUGAUAAUUUGUAAUCACAAAGUGUUGAUUUAAUCACUUACACUUAAAAAAAACAAUUAAAUAACCUGAACAAUUUACUAACAAACAA
Panonychus citri (citrus red mite) is the source of this 1804-nucleotide messenger RNA. RefSeq lists its product as uncharacterized. Bases 1200 to 1589 code for a protein of 129 amino acids. NCBI's taxonomy places the organism in Eukaryota, Metazoa, Arthropoda, Arachnida, Trombidiformes, Tetranychidae. The transcript has 3 exons. The record is from RefSeq and is a predicted model, not a curated record.